Molecule: messenger RNA, 3063 nt
Organism: Camelus dromedarius (Arabian camel)
Lineage: Eukaryota; Metazoa; Chordata; Mammalia; Artiodactyla; Camelidae
Gene: SHMT1
Product: serine hydroxymethyltransferase 1
Exons: 10
Coding region: 915-2210 (431 amino acids)
Biological process (GO): tetrahydrofolate interconversion; cellular response to leukemia inhibitory factor; folic acid metabolic process
Cellular component (GO): nucleus; cytoplasm; cytosol
Molecular function (GO): zinc ion binding; glycine hydroxymethyltransferase activity; mRNA regulatory element binding translation repressor activity
Source: RefSeq, a predicted model, not a curated record
CCUGCGGGUCUGGCACUGACUCCGCGGAGCUCGGUCAGAGUUGGAGUGAGCGGCAGGACGGCAGGGACUGUCAGAACUGGCUGGUGUGAGGAAAACCCCACACACCUGGCGUUGGAUGAGUUGUGGGUGAAGACCUCUCAUGCCCCUCACUUCUUUAUUGCGGUAAAAUCUGCUUAACACAACAGGUCCCAUUCUAAGUGCCAAGUUCCACGGCAUUAAGCAGACUCAUGAUCUGUGUGAGUUUCACUGCCCUCCGUGUCCAGAGCUCUCUCGUCUUGCAGAGACAGAGCUCUGUCCCCACUGAAUGCAACUCCGGCCAGCAGCACACAAAAGACGUUCAUCACUGACCAUCAGGGAAAAGCAGAUCAGACUCACGAUGAGACAGCACCUCAUGCCCGCUAGGAUGAUGAGAAAACAGAAAAGGACCCGUGUGGGUGGGGAUGGGGAGAAACUGGAACCCUGUGCACUGCUGGUGGGAAUGAAAACUGGUGCAGCCCCUGUGGGCUGCAUGGUCCCUCAAAAACUUAAAAUAGAAUGACCAUAUGAUCCCACAAUCCCACUUCCAGGUUGUCUAUCCAGUAGAGUUGAAAGCCAGACCUCAAACGCAUAUUUGCACACGCAUGCUCAUUGCAGUGUUACUCACAGCAGCCACAUGUCCGUGGUGGUGAAUAGAUAAACAAAAUGUGGUCUGUCCAUCAGCAGAACGUCCUGUAGCCUUAAAAAGGAAGGAAAUCCUGAACAUGCUCCGACAUAGGUCAGCCUUGAGGACAUUGUGCUAAACGAAAUCAGCCCGUCCCCAGAAGACAAAGACUGUGUGAUUCCUCUUAAAUGAGGUACCUGGAGUUGUCCGAGCAGAAAAGAGAGUGGCGGGGAGUGGUGAGGAGUUUGGUGGCACAGAGUUUCCGUUUUGCAAGAUGAAAAAGCUCUGGAGACUUUCACACAACGACGUGACUGUACCUGUCGCUGUAGCACUGCUGAGCUUCAAAUGGUUAAGAUGGUACUACGGCGGGACUGAGUUCAUCGACGAGCUGGAGGUCCUCUGUCAGAAGCGAGCGCUGCAGCUCUAUGGGCUGGACCCCCGGUGCUGGGGCGUCAACGUCCAGCCCUACUCAGGCUCCCCCGCGAACUUCGCCGUGUACACCGCGCUGGUAGAGCCCCACGGCCGCAUCAUGGGCCUGGACCUGCCCGACGGGGGCCACCUGACCCACGGGUUCAUGACGGACAAGAAGAAAAUCUCCGCCACGUCCAUCUUUUUCGAGUCUAUGCCCUACAAGGUGAACCCGGACACCGGCUACAUCAACUAUGACCAGCUGGAGGAGAACGCCCGCCUCUUCCACCCAAAGCUGAUCAUCGCAGGAACCAGCUGCUAUUCCCGGAACCUGGACUACGCCCGGCUGCGGAAGAUCGCAGACGACAAUGGGGCGUAUCUCAUGGCCGACAUGGCGCACAUCAGCGGGCUGGUGGCGGCUGGUGUGGUGCCCUCCCCCUUCGAGCACUGCCACGUGGUGUCCACCACCACACACAAGACCCUGAGGGGCUGCCGCGCCGGCAUGAUCUUCUACAGGAAAGGAGUGCGCAGCGUGGAUCCCAAGACAGGCAGAGAGACUCAGUAUAACCUGGAGCCGCUCAUCAACUCCGCGGUGUUCCCGGGCCUGCAGGGUGGCCCCCACAACCACGCCAUCGCGGGGGUCGCCGUGGCUCUGAAGCAGGCCAUGACUCCGGAAUUCAGAGUCUACCAGCGCCAGUUGGUGGCCAACUGCAGGGCGCUGGCCGAGGCUUUGAUGGGACUGGGCUACAAGGUGGUCACAGGUGGUUCUGACAACCAUCUGAUCCUCGUGGACCUCCGAUCCAAAGGCACGGAUGGCGGCAGGGCCGAGAAGGUGCUGGAAGCCUGUUCCAUUGCCUGCAACAAGAACACGUGCCCAGGUGACAAAAGUGCACUGCGGCCCAGCGGGCUGCGGCUGGGGACCCCUGCGCUGACGUCCCGGGGACUUUUAGAAGAAGAUUUCCGAAAAGUCGCCCAGUUUAUUCACAAAGGGAUACAACUGACCCUGCAAAUCCAGGAUGCCGUGGGAGGCAGGGCCACCCUGAAGGAGUUCACGGAGAAGCUGGCGGGGGAAGAGGCGCACCGGCGGGCCCUGGGGGCUCUCCGGGCAGAGGUGGAGAGCUUUGCCUCCCUCUUUCCUCUGCCCGGCCUGCCUGACUUCUAGAGCUGACGUCCGAGGGCCCAGUGCCAUUCUGGGGCGCCACACGGAUGGUCAGCUCCCUCCAGCCCUCCGAGGGGCUUUUUUUCGACUUUGCUACGUUACCGUCUUCACAAGUCAAAAUUUAAGGCUCAUUGUUAGUAAUUCUGGGUUAAGUUAUUAGGGAGUUUAAAUUUGAACCUCAUUUUCUCACUGCUACAUAUAUAUGGUUACUCUGGAAAAAUGAAAUACAAUUUAGCCAUUCAACCUUAAUUAUCUAGACUGUAGAGCAGAGCAGAGCUACUGGGAAGGUUCCAGUAGUGUUACUCACUCUGCUCUUAAGAGUCCCUGGGCUUCCUCCAGACUCGCCACGGCAGAUAAGGAACAAAGUUGAGCUUGUAAAAGCCACAUGUUGACAGCUGUUCCCCAAAGGGGGGCUGAAUUAACGACCAUUGCAAUUGAGGUAGGAAAGUCCUGACCCUUCUGCCAUGUGCCUUUGAUCUGAAUCCCAAGUUACAAAGUCUAUUCCAGGUGCCACCCAGCUCGCUGGGAGUCCCUCUCUCCGCACCUGGGGACACAUGCAGUCCCCUGCCCCAGACCCCAAGACAGGUGGGCGAGCCGGGGGCUCUGUGCACGUCAGCCGGGGGCUUCCUGCCCAGUGCGAGGUGCCCACCCCCACCUCCUCUGUAGUCGGGAAGCCAGACGUCACCUUCCCACAGAAAUUUAUUUUUCAUAAAGCUGAAGUGCAAAACACGACCGUUUGUAAUAUGCACAAAUUUUAACCACGGAACAUCUACAAGAAUGAUAGCUUUAAAAAAUACAACCGACUUUUGUGUUUCAAAAAUAGCUUAACUCAAAUAAAUUAAUUUCUUUAAAAGUA